UCUGAUAGUAGCGUACUUGUGUUGCAGAUUUAAUAUGGAAGAACAAAGUGUUAUAUCAGGAGGCGCAUCUACUGGGGCAGGGGAAGUUUCCGAUUCCAACAAUAGCAUUUCCCACCUUCAUAACAAGUAUCCAAAACAUGAUUAUGCUGCCGCCUGUUCAAAAUAUAAAGGAGUGGUGAUCCAACAGAAUGGGCACUGGGGUGCUCAGAUAUAUGCCAACCAUCAGCGCAUUUGGCUCGGGACUUUCAGGUCAGAGAAGGAAGCUGCAAUGGCAUAUGACAGUGCAGCUAUCAAGCUUCGUAACGGAGACACACAGCGAAACUUCCCUUUGAGCGAUGUCACUAUCCAUGAGCCAAACUUCCAAGCACGAGCCCAAGUAGGUCACAGUUUGGCUACUUCGCCCAAUACAACAGGGUUUCUAGGCGGACAACUUUUCCAGAAGGAACUCACACCAAGCGAUGUUAGCAAGCUGAAUCGUCUUGUCAUUCCAAAAAAGUAUGCCGUGAAGUAUUUCCCUCGGAUAUCUGAUUUGGAAGACAAUAAUGGUGGUAAUACGGAGGAAGUAGAACUGGUAUUUUUCGAUCCAUCAAUGAGGCCAUGGAAGUUUCGCUAUUGCUAUUGGAAGAGUAGCCAAAGUUUCGUGUUCACUAGGGGCUGGAAUAGAUUUGCAAAAGAAAAGGGGCUAAGGCCAAGGGACAGGAUUAUAUUUAGUGCAUAUGGAUGUAGAGAUGGAUCAAACGAAGUUCGGAAACUCUGCAUGAUUGAUGUUGCAUAUUAUGAUGGUGCGCAUGUACACGGGAUUCAGGCCAGUAACAAUGGUGAGGAUGCAUUGAACCUUCAGAUUGCACAGCCUGCUGAGGAUCUUGAUCAUGGCGAAGAAGCUGAGGAAAUGAAUAUACAACAUAAUGGUGAAGAUGAAAAUGCAUCUGGAGGAGAAAGGGAUUUUUUGGGAACUUUUCCAACGAAUACAGAAAAAAUUGGAUUCAGGCUAUUUGGAGUGCAAAUUACUUGAGGAAGAUUAUAUUUUCAUUGUAUAAUUGAAGUUUUAUGUUGCACAGAGGUGAUGAUUACUACACGUUUCCUGUUAUCUCUGGCAAUUUAACUUCUUUUUUGAAUUACUUGUGGAAUUUGUUGUUUUCAAUUUUUUUUAUCAUUUACAAGUCAAAAGUACUGUUGAUUUGUUUACAACUUGACUCUAAAUUUAUUGUAAUUAAUUUUUAUUUGUUUAAUGCUAUCCUAGUAAGUACUAGUGAACACCAGUUUAUAAGCA
Molecule: messenger RNA, 1270 nt
Organism: Olea europaea var. sylvestris
Lineage: Eukaryota; Viridiplantae; Streptophyta; Magnoliopsida; Lamiales; Oleaceae
Product: AP2/ERF and B3 domain-containing transcription factor At1g51120-like
Exons: 2
Coding region: 35-1012 (325 amino acids)
Biological process (GO): regulation of DNA-templated transcription
Molecular function (GO): DNA binding; DNA-binding transcription factor activity
Source: RefSeq, a predicted model, not a curated record